Molecule: messenger RNA, 2703 nt
Organism: Pelodiscus sinensis (Chinese soft-shelled turtle)
Lineage: Eukaryota; Metazoa; Chordata; Testudines; Trionychidae
Source: RefSeq, a predicted model, not a curated record
UGUAAGGGUAAACUAAACCUAUCUAAUAUUUCACUCUAUUUUUCCGUGUUACGAGACUUUAAAAAAUAGUUUCUGUGUUUUUCACAGGUUUAACCUCAUUUUUUUCCUGCAAACUGUUCAUCAAAAUGAGACUGGUAAUUCUUGAUGACUAUAAUUUGGCAAGUGAAUGGGCAGCAAAAUACAUUUGUAAUUGUAUUAUCCAAUUCAAACCAAGUCAAGGAAGGUAUUUUACCCUUGGUUUACCAACAGGGAGCACACCUUUGGGAUGCUACAAAAAAUUGAUAGAGUAUCACAAGAAUGGAGAUCUCUCUUUUAAAUAUGUAAAGACUUUCAAUAUGGAUGAAUAUGUAGGGCUUCCAAGAAAUCAUCCAGAGAGUUACCAUUCUUAUAUGUGGAAUAACUUCUUUAAGCAUAUUGACAUAGAUCCUAAUAAUGCUCACAUCCUUGAUGGGAAUGCUCCAGACUUACAAGCAGAGUGUGAUGCAUUUGAAAAAAAAAUUGAAGAAGCCGGGGGAAUCGAUCUAUUUGUUGGAGGCAUUGGUCCAGAUGGCCACAUUGCUUUCAAUGAACCGGGAUCAAGUUUAGCUUCAAGAACAAGAUUAAAGACUUUAGCAAUGGACACUAUUUUGGCAAAUGCUAAGUACUUUGAUGGAGACUUAUCUAAAGUUCCAACUAUGGCACUAACAGUUGGUGUUGGUACGGUGAUGGACGCUAGAGAGGUUAUGAUUCUCAUAACAGGUGCCCAUAAAGCUUUUGCCUUGUACAAGGCAAUUGAAGAAGGGGUCAAUCAUAUGUGGACAGUUUCUGCUUUUCAACAGCACCCCCGAACUAUCUUCGUAUGUGAUGAAGAUGCUACUUUAGAAUUAAGAGUUAAAACUGUGAAAUACUUCAAAGGUUUAAUGCAUGUUCACAAUAAACUUGUGGACCCACUGUACAGUAUGAAAGAAGAAAACUGAAGAAGGAAUUGAGGAGGUACUCCAUGUGGGUAAACAAAACAACAUUUUUAGGUAGCAGACAAAAAUACUGCUAUGCAUAUAUGCUGAAAGCUGGCUAAAAUGGGGAAUCUUAAGUACUGUAUUUUUUUAAAACAAUCCAGUAUCUGUACAUUCACAUUCCAUAUCUGUGCAGUGUUGUAUUCAUAGAAUCAGUGUUGUAUUGUGCAUUUUGUUUUAAUAUUUUGUAGUUGUGAUUUCAUUGGCAGCCACAGUAAGUAAACAAGAACAGAGCAAAUAUAAAGGGAAGUUGCAUACUAUGAGAAAUAAUAAAAUCAGCAGCAUACUCUUAGCACAGCAAUGUAUGGUUUACAUGGAAGAAAAUUACACUUUAGCUUAAGCAUCAUUCUCUGGCUCCAACAGUGCAAAAUACACUUCUCAUUUUCUGUAUCCCAGUACAGGCACAAUGCUUUUGGCCUUUCACAUGUUAAACAUUAUGGACUUGGACUUGUAACAGAUGCACAACUUUGGUUAUGAAGUGCACUGUUUAUAUCUAAUACACAUUUUGCAUUUUGGUUGCCUUAAAUUAAUCUUAUGCCAAUAGUUUCUGGGCAUUUAAGUCCGAUUGUACAAUAUUCAAGCAAAUAAUGGUAUGGAAACAGUGCCUAAAACUGAAAUAGACCCCUUCAAACUGUUACAAUAACUUAUUCUUCAAUUAUGUGCAUAUUGUACUUCUGCCAUAGCACUUUUGUUACACGUUUAAAGUUUAUUUAAGAAUUUAUAUUUUGGGAAUUGAGCUCGGAUUUGAGCUCUAUAGAUAAUGAAUACAUUCAAUAUGUUCCUCUUUGGUGAUUGUCUAGUUACAUUAAUGAUGUUGUAAUCGAAAAACUGUAAAGAGGGGAAAGGAGUUAAAUGCAGUAAGUUAAUACCUAAAAAUCCAAAUGGCUGGAGUUGAAACAAGAGAUUGUAAACAAUUGCUUUAGAUUACUAGCCAUUACUUUGCAUCGGAGAUUGGUAUAAAUGCUGAACUAAGAAUGCUACUCUUUUCUACUGUUACACCAAGUAAAGUUGAAAUUCACAAAAAGAUUACAUUUGUUUUGUUUUUGAUGUCAACUGUGGUCUGAGAAUAAACAUUUCAGGUUUCAAAAACAGGUUUGGUGAAAGGGUAUUUUGUGCCUUUUUAUAGGUGUGGGCAAAAUUAACAUUGUGCCAAACCAGCUCCUUCAUGCCAGCAGUAAAAUUCCCUUUUAAAAAUCCAUGGAAAGAGAUGGACUGACCAUGAUGGUAUGUUCCUCUUUGUGUAGUAUAACAUUUAAAUAGAAGUCUUCACUUUCAAAAUAGCAUUUUCUUUAGUGGAAAAAAGUGAAAUCCAUUAUUUAACCAUAAACUUACCAUAAAUGUGGAUUUGUUUAAUAAGCUUUGAGCUGUAAUUUUUUUCUACCUGUCUCCUUUAAACACAUACCUAAGUAAAAACUGGAUAUUGAUAUUUGAUUUUCCUUUUUGAUAUUUUUAUCAGCUUUGUUAGCCAUAGUUAUACUGAAACUAAACACAAAAUAACCUUUCCUUCUGAAGUGCAAGUGAUUCAUAUUUUGAAUUCUCUGUUUACUGGACUGACUGAAGAAUCCUACUAACUCUUCCAGAAAGACUUAUCAGUGUGAUCCAGCCUAUGAUGACCUGUGUGAGAGAGAUUUCAGGAUUUCACAUGCUUAGUAGAUGAAUGCUGCAAUAGUAAAAAAAAAAAAAAAUCUAUUACUGGUCAAAGAGCUGCUGA